Messenger RNA from Schizosaccharomyces octosporus yFS286, 2435 nucleotides. RefSeq names its product phospholipase. NCBI's taxonomy places the organism in Eukaryota, Fungi, Ascomycota, Schizosaccharomycetes, Schizosaccharomycetales, Schizosaccharomycetaceae. Gene Ontology annotation, cellular component: cytoplasm. The transcript is spliced from 4 exons. The coding region runs from base 70 to 2067 and encodes 665 amino acids. The record is from RefSeq and is a predicted model, not a curated record. Gene Ontology annotation, molecular function: metal ion binding; glycerophospholipase activity.
AGCGACUCGGCUACUAUAUGUCAAUGUUUACUAUGGUUCUAUCGAAAGACUUACCAACACUUGAGUUAGAUGCAAAAACGACCUGAAACAGAACCAAUUCAUCAUGUUCAAUGGUUCUAUUUAUCGAAUUUUGAUCUUUACGAUGAAACUUCCCCCAUGGAAAUGCCUGAGCCUCAGCGCUGGCGCAAGUUUUUGAAUCAUGACAAUCGCGCGUUGGAAGCAAAACAUAUAGAAAUUAAUAAUGCGAGUACUUCUCAAGAACCUAAUCAAAAAAAUAUAAUUGUGGGAGUAUCGGGUUUACAUGUUGUAAAUUUACCCACUCUGACAUUGAAACCCUUGUACUGGCCUAGUAGCCGAAGAAAUGACACUCUUCGUGUUGUUCGAGGGCUGUGGAUGUACCAGGAUACUGGAUUACCAGUAAUCGACGAAUUGGCAGAAAUUUUGGAAGAAGGGUAUCAACAGAUUAAGCCAUACAAUGUUAAUUGGGACAAACUGGAAAGUGAACUGGAAGACGAAAAUCAAGAGAGAUCUAGCAUUUUUUCUUCUGGAAGGCGGAAACCUUCCAAGGAUGCGAUAAGCCAAUUGCGAUGGUCAAUAAAACCUCCGUCUUCCGGAAAAUAUGUCUUAUAUGAAGAUGGUUAUCGAGCACUUCUAUGCCAAGGAGGAUUGCUUUCGUAUUUUUCGAAAGGAACACAGUCGCAGCGCACGGGAUUGAAAGGAAUUCCGGUAAUUCGAGAUUUUCCUUUGAAGGAAGAUGAUGGUUUCCGUGGUUUAAAGCAAGUUACUGAUCUCUUUUUGGUUGUUCACGGAAUUGGUCAGAAAAGAUCUGAAACUCAGGAACGCUAUCAAUUCACCAAAACGUGUAAUGUCUUCCGAUCAUUGAUCCAAAAACAGAAAAUAAUCAUGAAACAAAACCCUUUGUUAAGGGACGAUUAUGAACCUCAACUAUUGCCCAUUUGCUGGAGAAACAAGAUUAAUUUCGAUUCGUUUUUCCAGGUGACUGAGGACGACGAAAAUAGCGACGACGUCGAUCAAAACAGGUUUCAUAUUGAAGAUAUUGAAAUCGACAGCAUUCCAACUGUUCGAAGACUAUUUGGAGAUGUUAUGAGCGAUAUCCCUUAUUAUAUGUCUCACCAUAAAGAUUCUAUCAUUCGGUCUGUCAUCCGAGAAGCAAAUCGAGUCUACAGUUUAUGGAUAGACUGUAAUCCUUAUUUUAAAGAAAAUAAAGGAAGAGUCUUUAUUAUCGGUCAUUCUUUAGGUGCUACUGUCGUUUUUGACAUUUUAUCACUUCAACCUACAUUUGUAAAGGAGCUUGGACCCGAAGUAGAAGACGAUAAGUACUUCAAGUUUGACACGAAUGGAUUUUUUUGCUUUGGUGGACCUAUAGGUUUUUUCCUUCUAUUGAACCAAAAAAGCAUAAUACCCAGGAAAGGACGUGGGUCUAGUCGUUUCCCUGAAAAUGAUGAAUAUACGAGUAAGAAUGUCCCAAAUUCUUAUGCAUACGCAGAAAAUGAUCGUUAUGGGUGUUUAGCGGUAGAUUCUUUUUACAACGUUUACAAUUUUCUUGAUCCUAUUGCUAUGCGUUUGAAUCCUACCGUAGAUGUUAACUAUUCUAGAGGCAUCCUUCCAUCUAGACUCGUGUAUUCUCGAAAACCAUCGAGCAUUUUGAGGGUUAUUUCUCGGCCAAAUGACGCCCCAAUUCGACUCGUUAGUUAUCAACAGGCACUAAACCAGUUAAAAUCAGACGAGACUGGAAAUUCGUCUAUACUUCCAGAUGCCGAGCAAGAUGUUGAACUUCAAACUCGAAAUUUUAAGCAUGAAAAGAGAGCAAAAUGGAGGAUGCAAGAGUUGAACGAAAAUGGCCAAAUAGAUUAUGUCUUUACGAGUCAACAGGGCAUUAUUUCAAAUAAAUACUUAACAAUGUUAUCUGCACAUACCAGUUACUGGAACAACGAGGACUUGGUUUGUUUUUUGGUUGUUGAAACAGCCCGAAAAUUUGGAAUUGCAAAUUCCGUUGAACAAUUCAGGGGAAAACGUGCAUCUCAAAAUAAUGUUUCCUUACAAUAAGGUCUUUGUCAUUUGAGCCGAUGGAUAUGACUUUGAUUUAUUUACAUCUUGCUUGCUUAUGGUGUUGGAAAAGCUAAACCUGAGAUAUAUGUGACUUUAAGAUAGUUUUGCUAUUUCUAGGCAUUCUUCGUAAUUAAGAAUGUCUUUUGUGAAGAUGUUUUAAAGCAACGUUUAUCAAAUUCGCAGUUUCAAUUUUAUGGAGUGAGACACACCUUAAUUUGACAAAUGUUCCUUAUAAUGCCUAUAUUUAUUUACCCAUUAAUUUUUUUACGAUUAGAUUUAAUUUAAUAAAUACAACAAACAGUAUCUGGAAAAGCGACUUGACAAUACUGAGAAGCAUUACUAUAAAAAAGGACGAAAAAUACAUA